GACAGAUCAUGACAUGACAUUAACAUUAGUGUACGUCAAGCAAGGGUGUACGUAGAGUAGAAAAGUGCAUUGAUUUCAUAGAAAAGUUUCAAGUAGAUUUUGUUUGUCUGACUUGACUGCUACGCCGUUACUGUAAAUUCAGGAUGGAUUCCUCAUACCAGGGAGGUGUGUCGUUCGAAGACAGGGACAAUAAUUUCCAGCGCCUGUCCCAAACUAUAGCCAGCAAUAUUAAAAAGAUUUCACAGAAUGUAUCGUCCAUGUCAAAGAUGGUCAACCAGUUGCAGACGCCACAGGAUUCCCAAGAGCAUCGGAAUCAACUACGUCAAAUACAAAACUACAACCAGAAACUGGCAAGGGAUACAUCUUCGCUGAUCAUGGAGCUGAUGAAGUUGCCAACUGAUCAGCCGGCGCACAAGAUGACAAGGGAGCGCCUCAGAGAUGAAUACAUGAUCACACUCAACUCAUUCCAGUCUACACAAAGGCUGGCCGCUCAGAAGACCAAAGAAGACGUAAGAAAGGUGAAGGCGCAGUCUGCGAGCAUCAACAUUGGAGAUCCGUUCGCUAUUUCAGGUGACAGCAGCAACAAGGAGUUGAUGGAGAUGGGUGAGCCGACGUUGCGCGAACAGGAGCAGGUCAUGCAGACUGAACGCUCGCUCGUCGAGCUGGAGGAGCGAGAGCGAGACAUCCGACAGCUUGAGAGCGACAUAAUGGAUGUGAACCAAAUCUUCAAGGAGCUUGGAACAAUGAUCCACUCACAGGGAGAAGUAGUCAACUCCAUUGAAUCCAGUGUGGAAUAUGCUACGGUGAACGUGGAGAGUGGCACGCAGGAACUCCGGGAGGCUGCUAACUACAAGAACAAACUGCGCAAGAAGAAGGUGUACCUGUUCCUAGCGCUGAUCAUCAUAGUGUCGAUUAUACUCAUCAUUAUAUUCCACAAGUGAUCUUUAGCCUCCGUCGAAGAGUCAUCGUACAGUUAUGAAACUUAUCGAUGCUUCUUUGUUUUUGAAUAAAGCCUGCACUUUAUUCUGUGAAGAAAGAUGAACUGUUAACAAAAAUAUGUAAAUGUUAUGUUUUAUUGUGAGACUACAAUAUAUAUUUAACUCGCUGUACUACACAUUCCCACUAAAUUGUUUCGAAACCCCUUCAAAAUCUGGUAAAACCAGUAAGUCUAACAUCUUGACAACAUCACCUAUUAUACCAAUUGUAUAUAAAAUUUUAUUUAAUGUCGUGUCAAGUAUAAUCAAAUAUAAGGGGAUUCGGGAUUGGUUUGCAGUAGAACUUAGCAAAGUGGUGUCAUAUUUUAUCUUUAUUGUAUCUUCAAUUUGCCAACACGCAAUAAAUCAGCAAUCUAUGUAUUUGUAUAAUAUAUUGUAGAAAUUAUAUAAUUGUAUUCAUGUUCGUAGCGAAUUUGUGUAAUUUUGAAGCGUAAUUACAUAUUAUAAUAUUAUUAUCGAGGUAUGAAAGCGUAGUGGUUGUGUCGACUUCAGCUCGCGAAAUUAGCUUUUUUGAAGUUGAGCCUAUUUUAGAAAGGAAAUACUACGGAACUGUUCGAUAGGAGUCUUUAUUUCGCGAUUGUAUUAUAUUUCCUUGUGCCAGUUUCGUUUUCUCGAUGACAAUGACUCGCUUUCCAUGUUAAGCCUUAUUUUUAAUGUGAUAAGAAACCACGAAGUCGUCGUGGUGUGUUUAUUUAAGCUUGCGUUAUUUUGCUAAUGCGACAGGAAUUUUAAUUGAUAUUUGUAUUGUUUAGAAAUGUCACGAUAUCACUUAGGGUAAUAGGGGUCGAAUUAAGGAAUAUUAUUCAUACGAACUAACAUGUAUUUUAGUUUUGUUCCUUUUCUUUAAUACUUAUUAUUCGCGGUGUGUAGAGACAUCCCAGUAAAUCAGGGACUGCAUACCGGUAUAAAUUUCUGUACAUUUUUUUUCUGUAUGACGUCAUACCAUAAAAAAUCUGUUAUUCAAAAAUAACAGUACAGAUAUUCAAACAGAAAUGAUUCGUGUAUCUUAAUUAUUCUUGUAUCGUAUAAUAUAACAGAUGAUUAGGGUAGCGGUAAUUUAUCUAUAUUAUUUUGAUAUUCUUAUGAAUUAUCGGUUAUUCUCGAUUCUUUAGCUCAUCUGUCCUCCGCUCACCGCCCUUAUUCCUUCGUGGUCCAUCUGCCGCGCGCCGCCUCGUAUUUCGGUACAGAAAUAAAAUAUCGGUUAAAAUAAUUGUUGUACUGAAAACAUCUUAACAGAAAUUAGUUCAGUACAUACAUUUGAGUACUCAUAUAUUUCUAAUCAAAUUUUAAUAUCUGAUACCGAAAUUAUGCUUCAAAAGCCGGUAUACAAAUAAGAGUAGUGAAAUUUUACUAGUACUAUUUAAAUAUUUUAUACCGAUAUGCAGUCCCUGCAGUAAAUAGUAUUAGACUAAAGUGUACAAGUAGUGAUCCAAGGUUUCAAUAGUUUCAUUAAAUAUUGGUGAUUCACGAGUCACAAUAUUGAAAUUUGUGUGUUUGCCGAACUAACUCGUUUACAUUUAAUAUUAGUAGAGAUAGUUAUUGACGAAAAACGUCACAAUUACUAUUUGUGUGAAGUCACUUAAGAUUCUAGUUGAGAUCUGCAGAUUCAGAAAAUUUUCUUGUACAUUUUAUAUAAUGCUGUCUCUAAACUACUUAUUGUGUACAUUACAACUACAGCUUAAUAAUUGAAUUUAAGAUUAGUGUGCUAUUUUAUUUUUUAACGGAGAUUAUUUCCUUAUUGAUAAUUCACUAUAUUUUGUAAAGAAAGUGAAGGCCGUACGAGUAUUUUCCAAAGUUGUAAACUAAACAGUUUGAUAGAUCAAAAAGCAUGUAAUGUUUUUGAAGUGUUCGGGUCCAAAUAAUGUUAUGAGAUGUAGGACAAGCAUAAGUCACGAGGUUAGAUUUAAAAUAUAUGACACCGAACACCAGUCGUCGGUCUAUCGUUGUGGUGCACUUGUGUCAAUAGGUGCACGUUUUUAUAUUACUUGAGAAUGUACACCCAUAGAUAAUGUAUAUUAUUGCAGUAGAUGUAUUUGACCAGAAUAGUAAUACUUUAAGUGUCGGCAACGUAGCCAGGCCAUCGUAUCUUUAUUGAAUUGAUUAAUUUAACAAACCGUCUUUCGUUAUUCGCUUAAGAUAUUAUGCUUAAACUACUAAGUAUUCACGUGUAGAUAGUUAGUUUAAAAUUCUCAAUGUAUUAUAUUAUAUCUAUAUAUGAAUGUAAAGUUGUCCAUGUAUAAACGUAAUUUGUUGAUAUAUUUUACUUUCAAAUAAAUAAACAAGUAUAUUAUUAUUUUA
Messenger RNA from Spodoptera frugiperda (fall armyworm), 3293 nucleotides. It is a transcript of the gene Syx7, whose product is annotated as syntaxin-7. The coding region runs from base 144 to 941 and encodes 265 amino acids. The transcript is spliced from 8 exons. The record is from RefSeq and is a predicted model, not a curated record. Lineage: Eukaryota; Metazoa; Arthropoda; Insecta; Lepidoptera; Noctuidae. Gene Ontology annotation, cellular component: synaptic vesicle; SNARE complex; endomembrane system. Gene Ontology annotation, molecular function: SNAP receptor activity; SNARE binding. Gene Ontology annotation, biological process: vesicle-mediated transport; intracellular protein transport; vesicle fusion.